UUCAUUCAGUUCAUAUUUCUUUCUAAAGAAUGUCUUAAGUUUUGACAUUAGAGAUCUACAAACUCUUAUUUAAGGCAUAUCUGCAUCCAAUCCACUUCCAUUCGACAAACAGCUCAACGGACUUCUGCUGUAUCCGAUCUCCUAUGGAGACUACAUUUCUCUUGACCAGCCAGGAUGUUGUGAAAGAAGUGCCAGUAACUCUCGUCUCUCCAGUACAUCCAACACCUACAGAGGUAGUCUUUCUUUCAAACAUAGACCAAACUGUUGCUUUUCCCGUUGAAACUAUCUUCUUUUAUGAGGCGCCACAUGGCGAUGCAACAAUAACUUCAGAUAUCACUGAGAGAGUGCGAAGAUCAGUAUCUGAUGUGCUACUGAUACAUUACUAUUUCAUGGCUGGAAGACUCAACUUGAACGUCAAAACUAAGAGGCUUGAGCUUGUCUGCAACAAUGCUGGAGUCUUGUAUGUUGGUGCCAAAUCAAACCUUAGCUUGAAGGAGCUUGGGAACCUCUCGCUACCCAAUCCCUCAUUCCAGCAUCUGAUCCUUAGAACGGACAGUUUCAAGAGCCUAGCGGAUACUCCCAUUUUCACAAUUCAGGUAACAAAGUUCAGAUGUGGUGGCUUCUCGAUCGGAUUCGUAACAAACCACAGUGUGCUUGAUGGGAGAUCAGCUGCUGAAAUGAUGCAGAACUUAGCCUCAGUCUGCAAGGGUGAGGGAAUGAAAACCUACAAUUUCAACCUUGACAGGUCUUGCAUCAAAGCUAGAGACCCACCUCAGAUAAAAUUCAUUCAUGCAGAAUACAGCAAGCCAGCUGAAUCAACUAUUACAUCCUUCACCUCGCCAAACCAACCCUCUCCCCCUCCUUCUCUCUUAACUCUCUCCAAGAACCAUGAUUUCAGGCUCUUCCCUUUCAGCUCGAUGAUGAUUGAUCGUCUCAAGGAGAAUGCUUCAAUGAAAUGCUCAAGCUUCGAAGCGAUAGUGGCUCACAUAUGGAGAGCUAGAACAAAGGCCAUCUUCGAUGAUUCAAAUGAGAUAUCCUCUGUUCUCUUUGCAGUUGAUAUAAGGUCCAAAAUGCAACCACCUUUGCCUAACGGAUACAUGGGCAAUGCAGUAAUAUCUGCCUCUGCUAGUGCACGUGUGUUUGAUAUUGACAAUAAGCCCUUUUCUUUUUGUGUUGAAAAAGUGAGAGAGGGUAUCGAAAGGGUAACGGAUGAAUAUGUGAGGUCAGUGAUAGAUUGGCUUGAGGUGCAUAAGGGUGUUCCUUCGACAGCAAAUGGGAGUUUCUAUGUAUCAGCAUGGUGGAAGCUUCCGUUUCAUGAGCUUGAUUUUGGGUAUGGGAAGCCAAGCUAUGGAGGGCCCGUUGUUAGUGGAAUGGACGAGUUUGUGCUUCUUCUUUCGGAUGGUAAGGAUAUGGGAAAAGGAGGAGGGAUAAAUACUUGGGUAGUCUUGGAACGAAGCAAGAUGGCGAAUUUUUCGUGUUAUGUCUCUGAAUUAUAAACAUAUGCAGAGUCCAUAUCCUACUGAUAAAUAGACUAUUUCAAGGAGUUGUUUAGUCUAUUUCAAGGAGUUGUUUGCUUCAAGAACUUGGAUCUAAAUUUGUACGUCGGAACAUUAUAUAAUACUUUGAAGUGAAAUUGUUGAUAGAUCAUGAUUAAUGAGUACCGUCAAAAGUAUCCUAAAAUCUGUAGUCUUUUAAAAAGAAGUGUAUGUUGUGAGCAUCAACGCACAACCCCAUUCUAAUAUAACAGUAGUGUUUUUGUA
Molecule: messenger RNA, 1760 nt
Organism: Asparagus officinalis (garden asparagus)
Lineage: Eukaryota; Viridiplantae; Streptophyta; Magnoliopsida; Asparagales; Asparagaceae
Product: omega-hydroxypalmitate O-feruloyl transferase-like
Exons: 2
Coding region: 144-1496 (450 amino acids)
Molecular function (GO): acyltransferase activity, transferring groups other than amino-acyl groups
Source: RefSeq, a predicted model, not a curated record